CAUAUUGUGAUAUCCUGAACAAUGAUGUGCCAGUUAUCGUUUUCAACUAAUUAAUACGCCCUACAACGUCCAUUGGAGAUAUUGAUUCUUGAAGUUUGGCGACUGGGGCUAUGAUUCUAUAAUAGACAACGUGACAUUUUACAACAGUCUCGGGAACUGAUGUCCAGGUAAAAUAUGUAUACGUAGAAAUAUCUUAUAUUGCUACUGGAAGUGAAGCGCAAGCAGAUAGAACUAUGAUAUGGUUGUAUUCUAGCCUAUUUGCCUUGGGUUUAAACACAACAAGAUACGAACAAUUACAAAUCUAGGAGAGUAACUGGAGACGAGCCAUGGGAGUGACAGGCUCCACCAAAUCAGAUGGACAAGCUCUUUUGCCUAAAGGGGACGCGAAGGAGAGUAUCAAGAAGAAGUUUAUUAUCUCCGCGAUGGUCAUAUCAAACUUUAUUGCAUGGACAGGUUUAUCGUUGAUGGCCCCAUUUUUUCCAAUCGAGGCAAAAAAGAAAGGAUUGGGGGAAACCCUCAUAGGGUUAAUCUACAGUAGCUCAGAAUUAGUGAUCUUCUUGGUGUCCCCGCUAAUAGGAAUGUUGAUAUCUACAGCCAGUCCACGUUUCUUCUACAUUACCGGCAUAUUGAUAAUUGGUUCGACAACGAUUCUCUUUGGGACUUUGGACAUGUCUUCGCCUGGCCUUCCCUUCAUCGUUACCUGCUUUGCUGUCAGGAUGAUCGAAGCAACGGGAGUAUCUUCAUUGAUAUCUUCAUCCUUCCUGAUAGCAAGCCAAAACUAUCCAGAUAACUUAGGGUCGAUAUAUGGUAUUUUGGAGACGGCGGUUGGCUUGGGCUUUAUGGCAGGGCCUGCGAUAGGCGGUGGAUUGUAUCAGAUAGGAGGAUUCGGUCUUCCUUUCUGGGUUCUUGGUGGCUGCACAUUUGCUUGCGGUGUAGUAUCGUGGAUUCUGCUGCCAUCAAAACACUAUGGGCAGCAAUGCAGUGACUCUGAAUGCCCAUCUAGAUGGACCAUCUUUAGAAGUCCAUGGGUCUUGUUUGGAAGCUUUGUCACCAUGUGUGCUUAUACUGCGGCCUUAAUUUGGAUGCCUGUGCUAUCGCUGCACUUAAAGGAGUUUAAUCUAAGCCAGGUUGUAAUCGGCCUACUGUACACAAUCCCUCCAGGGAUGUACGCCAUCACAACGCCCCUGUGGGGGUAUCUUAUUGACGGGAAGGUGCCACCCACAUUCUUGAUAAUAGUAGGUCUUAUUCUUACUUCGAUCUGUUGCCUUGUUUUUGGACCAGCCCCGUUUCUGCCAUUUUUGCCGCAUGACAUGGUGACAUGCAUUGUGACGUUAGUGUUGAUGGGCUUGUGCUUCGCUCCAGUGGCCGUCAGUUCCAUCAAGUGCCUGGUUGAAGGAGCAAGGAGCCUUGGUUUCGAUGUGAAUGGAGCUAACUUUGGAAUUGUAGGAGGAGUCGUACAAUCCUCGGUUUGCUUAGGCACGCUACUUGGUCCACUGUUUGGAGGUUUGCUCACCGAACGUUUCGGCUUUGCCUGGAUGAUGGUAGCAGCAGCUAUCAUUGCCUUGUUUCCGUUAAUAUUUUUUGGUCCUUUCCUGUUGUACGCUGCGUCUGUCAAGUAUAAAUCGACGGAUGACAAAAAGAAGUAUGAUAAAUUGAAUGGAGUGAUUAACAACAACAUUGCUAUGACAACUUAUCAAUGACCAGAGAAUUAUCAUCUGCGACAAUAUUGCAUGACAGCGAGAUCCGUACAUAACGGUCAAUCGAAUUUACCUUUGAAUUCACCAAGAUUAUGAACUGUGAACAUUGGUGUGUCAGAGCCGAAAGCAGGACACGUUUGCAAGCUGCGUUCGUUUGGACCUUCCUCACAUAUACUGUUUCAUGUUGUGUACUUCGCAGUACAUGAAUCACCAUUAAUGUCAUUGUUUGAGAUGAUGUUCAUCCAGACGUAAGGUGACCGGAUCUACAUAAUCCACCAUAUAACGACACACUAUUAAUCGUCUAAGCGCCUUGGUCAAGGACGAUAUUAUGCAACUUUACACGAUAAAAAAAGAUAACCUGUGUCACUCCAUACGAUGGAAUUAUAAUCAAUUAGCCCGUAGUUAUAGGGGUGAAAAGCAAAGAAUACCCAUUGCAUUGUGCACAAAGCCAUCACGGGCUCAUGUGUACUUUACCUCCGUAUUUGCAGUAAUCGUUUGCAAGUAACUUAACUAAGGAACAAUUCAGUGUAAUCGAGAGUGAAACAAUAGUUGCUUUUUUUCUUUCUCUUGUGGUGUUUCGUUAUCAAAAUCAUGUGGUAACACCAUGUAAGAAAGGUCAUGCGUGGUACACCUCGAGCUCAUACGUAUGUCAUCAAUCCAAAGGGGUCAUUUAUGGUAUAUUAUUGCCAAAUCCUGGGAUAGGUGUAAAUAAAGUUUACUUUAAUGACAA
This is a messenger RNA of Haliotis rufescens (red abalone), 2427 nucleotides long. RefSeq names its product MFS-type transporter SLC18B1-like. Gene Ontology annotation, molecular function: transmembrane transporter activity. The record is from RefSeq and is a predicted model, not a curated record. Lineage: Eukaryota; Metazoa; Mollusca; Gastropoda; Lepetellida; Haliotidae. The coding region runs from base 327 to 1700 and encodes 457 amino acids. The transcript is spliced from 14 exons. Gene Ontology annotation, biological process: transmembrane transport.